Penicillium samsonianum is the source of this 3465-nucleotide messenger RNA. RefSeq lists its product as uncharacterized. The coding region runs from base 1 to 3465 and encodes 1154 amino acids. The record is from RefSeq and is a predicted model, not a curated record. The transcript is spliced from 2 exons. NCBI's taxonomy places the organism in Eukaryota, Fungi, Ascomycota, Eurotiomycetes, Eurotiales, Aspergillaceae.
AUGACUUUCUCUCGCAAGAGCGGCUUAUUGUCACUAUUCGCCUUUGUGGGCGGAAGCAGUGCAUCAAAUCCCAUCGGAGGUCCAAUCACUGGUGAUAUGACCAAGUACGAGACCACAGUCUCGGGUAAUCCUAGCUUGACGGUCAUCACUGCCGAUAUUGUUGCACCAAGCGGUUCGACUGCAGUGAUUGAUCUGGCUCUAAUUACCCCUGGGAGGUCGAGCACGCCUAUUUUGUCCGCUACAUUUUCAACUCCUUGUCUGUCAAGUUCAUGCCCGGUGACUUUGACUCCAACCAAGUUCCCACCGGCCGUGCCGACAUGGAUCCAGCAUUUAGAGACCACGGUGACAGUCCCUGCGUCAUCUACCCCUGUAAUCCAUUUUAGUCCUAUUGUGCCCGGAGAGGCUUCGCCAACUUCGGAGCUUCGUUCAUCCGCCGUCAAGACAAGCGCUGGAAUAGGGAAAGAAACUGGGUCAGCCGGAUCGCAAAGUCUAUAUCCUACCAGUACUACUACUCCAGCUUUGGAAACCCCUUCUACGAUCCUGCCAGCUGGGGUUUUGACUAGCCAAAGACCCCAGGAAAGCCCGUCAUCAUCAGGCGUUGCCUCUGAGAAUCCACCUGAAUCACCCAACCAGAGUCCUGCCGGCUCAGCUAGUCCAUCUCAAUCGACACCUCUUGCCCCUGGUACUGGUGGACAGCCUUCAUCCAGAACACCCUUGCAGCCAGGCCAGUCAGCUACCUCUCUGGCUACACCUGAUAUCAACACCAAGACCAGGACUGAAACUGCCUUGACCAGUCCCUCCCAAUCGACGCCUAUAGCCCCUGGUACUGGUAGACAGCCUUCGGCCAGCGCGCCCUUGCCGUCUGGCCAGUCAUCUACUCCUCUCGGUGCACCCGAUACCCAAACAGAGAGCACCCCACCCAGUCCCUCGCAGUUGACUCCUUCUGGCCCCGGUGCUAGUCCUCAACCACCGACCAAUACCCCGGUAACCAGUGGUCAGCCUUCAGCCAACACGCCCUUACAGUCGGGACAUUUAUCUACGCCGCUCGCUACACCCAAUUCCAAUGCCGAGAUUUCAGGGACUACACCCACACCUUCGAGUGGAGGAAUCACCUCUGGGCCUAUUGCUCAGUCAAGGAGUGGCAGUCUCUCUGAUAAUCCUGGCCAGUCGACCAAUGGUAGUCCCUUCGGUCGUAACCCAACAAGCACGAUCACAGGAUCUAAUGGCUCAAUCCUUGGCAUUCAUGGGACUACCUCGUCCCCAGACUCUUCGCAGCCAAUACAAUCUGGCAAUCCCUCGAGCGGGCGACGUUUAACUGGCACUUCAUCCGCUGAAGUUGCCGCGAUACUUUCUCUUCACCCGACAAAUACAGCUACAGAGGCCUGGGAUGAUUUGAAGGAUGAACUGUCCCAAAUUCCUACUACUGCUGCUGCUACCACUGGAAGUGCGGAAGCCACUCAAGGGGUAGCAGUCGCGGCGUGGAUUGGCAAGCUCGGGAAUAAUAUCAAGGCUGCCGAUCUCAAAGACAAAGGUACCUGGACCGAGGUCCAUGAUGACAUUGGUAAGGCCAAGGAUCGCGUUGAAGACUAUGUCAAGGAGCGGACGAGUAAUGAUAACUCCGGAGGAGGAUCAUCGGAGACUGGCUGCUCCUCAGGUACAGGGCUGCUCAAUCUGUUCAAAGCUGCUAGCUGUGUCAUUAAAGAAGCACAAAAUAGCCUUAAGCAAGGCGUGAAAGAUAUUGGGAAUUCUAUCAACGCAGGGUGGGACCUCACCAAACAGGGCCUCAGUGAGUUAGAGGCUGAGAUGCCCGAGGUAGACCAGAUGAACACUGAGACAGAGGCGAAAUUCAAGAACGAAUUCGACAAUAUUUCUGAAGUUGCCCAAGAGCUUGAAGAAUUGGAAAAAGAAGAGGAGAAGAAAACGGAGUCCUCUUCCCAAAGUUCUGACUCCACAACGUGCACGUCCACCAAAACAGUUACAGACUGUUCGUCUACUACCCUUCUUGUCACUACCACAACCACUGGAAAUGAUGGCUCAGCGACUCCAUCCACAAGUACAACCACGACAAACCAGUGUUCAACUCAUGUUGGCUGCGACGUAACUGCCACCACCAUGAUGACCACUCAAACUACCGGGUCAGCUUGCAAUAUAGACGACAUGACAGACACUACAUUCUCAAUCACAGCACCGACAUACACAAUCACCGACGGAUGUCAAACAAUCACUGGAACCAUUACCCUACCUUCCUUCCGCGGAACCCAGUCGCCAGAUAGCACUACCGCUAGUCUCACUCCUAUACCUUAUGCCAGCCUCGGAUCGGAAUUAGCCUCAAGCUCGGUAACAACGCCGGCCUCAUCCAGUUCCGCCUCGACCACUCAAGCAACCACCACAUCAUCGGACAUGUGCGAGCUUCAGGUGUUUGCCAGCACUUAUUCCGUCUGCAGUUGCUCAUCCACAUAUGGUGGUCAUACUUUGUCGCAUGCAAUGAUAAAGCCGAGCAGCAAGGAGUGCAGUGACAUCAAGACCUUCCCAAUGAUGAGCUUUAUUCAGGUCCCAACAGCGACUCCGACCUCGACUAUGUGCUCCCAUACCCACCAAAAUAUCGACGGCAACACCGGUGCCUUCUGCUAUUGCUCUACAACCUCGGAAAGCGAGGCCAUUGCUAAACUUCCCUAUACGAUGGGAUCGAUGACAGUCCUGUAUAACUGUGCACUCAUCACCAAGUGGCCAAGCUCGACAGUCUCCGAAAGUGCUGCUGAACAGACGCAGCCUACCGUCACCAUGUCAGAUUACACCUCUACAGAUAUAGGCAAUGGCAACGUAUUCGUUUUCAGUGCUGGGAAAGAGUACUUGGACUACAAUAAAUAUGGGAUUUCUCAGACCGGGCCAAUAACAAUGACAACCGGUCUCGGCUCCCCUAUCGAGGAAAUCGUCCAUGACUGGACGGAAACGAAUGGGCACACCGAAUAUGUGUAUGCUACGGCGACCGGCGCCGAUAGCGAAGACAUGAAAGGUGUGGGCCAGCCGACAAAGACUAUUGUGGCAUAUGCCGCCACCGGCACCGGCGACCCAAUGAAGGAGUUCUAUAUUGGAAUGCAUAUCCAGAACGCCGGUUUAAUCAGCAAUCAAGAGUGGGCGGUGUGGAAUCCCAGUCCUGGAAAGAAAGUAAACGACUGGUGCGAUGGGUUCGUUGGGAGCGAGAAAGUUCCAGACUCUAAGGACCUAAAUGAAAAGUCGUGGCCUCCAACUUUGGAUUUCAAUGAUAUCCAAUGGGGCGAGAAGCCCGCAAGGCCGGACUGCAAAUAUACCGCAGGGUCAGGCGGUGCUGGAACUAUUAGUUGUGAUGGCUCGGAGCCUAUCGACUGCUCAGAAGCCAAGUCUAGUGAUGGAGAGGAUUUCUGUGGCGCUGCCGGAUCUCAAGUCACUGCAUGGUCCCAAGGCAGGGUUCAUUGCAUAUUGUAUUAA